AUGACCAAGGACACCUCGCCCAUCCCCCUCUACGGCCUCUCCCUCGAGGAGGGCCAGAACAUCAACGUCGGCCCGUACGCGUGGAAGACCGAGGUCGACCUCAGCACGCUCGGCGUCCCGUAUGAGCUCAAAGGCAAAACCUUCGCCCAAAUCCGCGGCGAAUUCGAGAAGGAGACCGGUAACCCGAAAGUCUCCGUCCCGACUCUCAAGACUGAGGACGGCUGGAUCACUGACUCGUGGACCAUUGCCGAAUACAAGUAUGGCACGCCCGAGCGCUCGCUGUUCGCGGGCGGCGAGGCGCUGAACCGCUUCAUCAACACGUGGGUCGACAAGGACCUCUUUGGCGCGCUCGUCCCCCUCUUCGCGCCGUGGCUGUACCAGGCUCAGAAUGCCGAGUCGUCCGCUUGGUUCCUGAAGCAGAAGCUCGGAGGCGAUAAGUCCAAGAUUGACGCUCUGAUCGCCGCCUCCAAGGACGACGCGUGGGUUGAUCAGACCGCUGCCGCCGCCCGUGGCACCCUCGGCACGCUCGAGAAGCACCUCGCCGCGCUCAAGGCUGCCGGAAAGGGCCCCUUCAUCGCCGGCACCGACUACCCGACCCAUGCCGACUCGGACGUGUUUGGAUGGUAUGGCGCGUCGGCGGCCGUCCGCCCUUAUGACCUGCUGGCCAAGGUGUGGCACCACGAGGACCUGCCGCUUGUCUCGGAGUGGGCCAAGAAGGUCGUCGAGGUCAGCGGGGUUAACGCGCCCAAGUACCCGUACUAA
Messenger RNA from Trichosporon asahii var. asahii CBS 2479, 762 nucleotides. RefSeq lists its product as uncharacterized. The record is from RefSeq and is a predicted model, not a curated record. The transcript has 2 exons. Bases 1 to 762 code for a protein of 253 amino acids. NCBI's taxonomy places the organism in Eukaryota, Fungi, Basidiomycota, Tremellomycetes, Trichosporonales, Trichosporonaceae.